Molecule: messenger RNA, 1098 nt
Organism: Debaryomyces fabryi
Lineage: Eukaryota; Fungi; Ascomycota; Pichiomycetes; Serinales; Debaryomycetaceae
Gene: ZCF21
Product: Zcf21p
Exons: 1
Coding region: 1-1098 (365 amino acids)
Biological process (GO): regulation of transcription by RNA polymerase II
Molecular function (GO): DNA-binding transcription factor activity, RNA polymerase II-specific; zinc ion binding
Source: RefSeq, a predicted model, not a curated record
AUGGAUAUUUUCAAUUCAGCGUUGAAGAAUCCGGUGCCGCCGUCGAUUAAAAAGGAGGACGAGAAGUUGGAGAGUGAAGCGGCGCUUAAGAGAAAGAAGACAUCAAGAAGAAAGCAUAGAAAUUCGCAUUUGGGAUGUGGCACUUGUAAGAAGAGAAGAAUCAAGUGUGAUGAGAACUUACCAUCUUGUUUGAAUUGUUUGAAAGGCAAGUUGCAUUGUGCAUACUUGAAUUUGGAUUCCAAUGCAAGAAAUGCUCUUAGAAUGGCUCAGUAUAACCAACACUUGAGACAGGACCGACCCGACAACGAAAAGUCACCCCAGUCUAACACUGGAGCCACCAAUUCAUCGUCUGCAUCUCCAAACGAGGUUCUCAUUAACACUAAUGCACCUCAAACUACAUUCACUGUUCCUUACCCAAUAAUCCAAACUACAGCUACACCAGUGAACAUGCCUCAACAGGCUCAUGUAAUUCAAUCUCCGUACGGACCAUUGGUGUCGCUUCAGCCGAUACAACAGCAAGUGACGAAUAUGGCAAUCCCUUAUUCACAAGUACCCAUGGUCCAGUCGGCUGUACCUGUCAUAUAUUCCAAUGCGCAACCGAUGACACAUAUCCAAAAUGGCCAUACGGUUCCCCUGCCUUCUGUUUCAGUAGCACCUCCAUCAGAAAUGAAUUCUGGAACUCCACCAGUUCCUCAAUCCAUGCACAUGCAAACCAUGUCUACAUCCAUGAUGAAUACGAUGAAAGAUAAAGACUUAGCAUUGCCGCCUUUAUCCACUAUACCUCAGUCAAAUACCUCAGCAUCAUUAAGAACGUCUCCAAAGUUAUCAAGCUCUAAUCACUCACUUUCCUAUAAUUCUUUGCCAUCAAUUAAUAGCGAAUACAAAAUUAAGCAGCUGACAGAUAACUCCCUCAAGAAUUCACCAAUUUUACCUCCAUUAAAAAACAAUAAUAACAACAACAACAACAACAACAACAACAACAACAACAACAACAACAACAACAACAAUCAUAAUAAUAAUAAUAAUAAUAGUAAUAACUCCCCAGAUAAUGCUGAAGAAUCAGAUAAGAAUCCAAAAAUAUCGAAAUUGUUAUCCUAG